AUGCUCUCCAUCAAGAACCUCCUCUUCCUGGCCGUCGGUGUCUCCGCUGCGGUCCUCCCUCGCUCGGUUCCCACGAUCGAGAACGACCUCAGAAGCAUCAACAACCAGACCAUCAGGCUCACCAAAGACAUCAUUGCUGGUCCUUUCAACGCCAUCGCAAUCUCCGUCAACGUCGACCACCUCCACGGCUCCCUCGGCACGGCCAUCAGCAAUGUCGAGGUCACCAGCGAGGUCACUGACGCCGAAGCCCAGGAGAUCUUUGGCUACAUCAACGAUGUGCUUUUCCCGUCCAUCCAGACCGUCCUCUCCGCCCUGAACGAGCGUAAGGUCCUCUACCUCGCCACCCUCCUCGGACCCAUCGUCCUCAACGACCUCCGCACUCUCCGCUACGACACGAACCAGUACUCCAACGCUCUUUCCCAGCUCAACCUGGCCUCCGCCGACGACUUCCUCCGCGUCGGCGCUGCCAUCGAUCAGACCUUCCAGCGCACCAUCUACAACUUCUCCAAUUAG
Messenger RNA from Dissoconium aciculare CBS 342.82, 513 nucleotides. RefSeq lists its product as uncharacterized. NCBI's taxonomy places the organism in Eukaryota, Fungi, Ascomycota, Dothideomycetes, Mycosphaerellales, Dissoconiaceae. The transcript has a single exon. The record is from RefSeq and is a predicted model, not a curated record. The coding region runs from base 1 to 513 and encodes 170 amino acids. Gene Ontology annotation, cellular component: extracellular region.